Syngnathus acus (greater pipefish) is the source of this 2700-nucleotide messenger RNA. Its product is annotated as fatty-acid amide hydrolase 1. The transcript is spliced from 15 exons. Gene Ontology annotation, molecular function: fatty acid amide hydrolase activity; amidase activity. Bases 358 to 2127 code for a protein of 589 amino acids. The record is from RefSeq and is a predicted model, not a curated record. Lineage: Eukaryota; Metazoa; Chordata; Actinopteri; Syngnathiformes; Syngnathidae. Gene Ontology annotation, biological process: fatty acid catabolic process.
AUAAAAAUGUAAAGAUAGGUUGAAUUAUUUUGUGCAAAAUGGAUCACAAAACCAGGAUCGUUGUUAAAAUACACAAAACCAGUCACAUCACAAUGAAAACGGUUAGAGUCUAAAAACUCUAAAAUAAUCUACCGAAAGAAUAGCAACAGUAGCGCCCUCUGGAGGCCGUUUUAGGUAAUGCUAUUGAAUAGUCCAAACGGAUAACUGCGCAUGCGCAGGUUUGAUUGUCUCGUGUUCUUUCGCCAAUGAUUUGCUCAUCAACACUCCAAGCCUUAAAUACUAGACGAGCUUGCGCCGAGCCAAAGUGACACAGACCGUUUACAGGCUAGGGAAGGUCAAUUGUUUUAGCUAGCGAGUAUGGACAAUGUCAAACGGUUUUUCUCGGGGCUGGAAAUGGACACCUGGUCAUCAGCCGCCCUCUUAGCUGGGGCUGCUGCUGGCCUAGCGGGGGCUCUUGUGUCGCUUGCCCGGGCGGUCGACGGCCACCUGGACGCCAGGAGGAAGAUCCAGAAAGCCAGGAAACUGAGAGAUGACAGCUUGCUAAAAGCCGAAGAGGCUGUGUUACUAUACAAGAAAGCGCAUCCAAAGAUGGAUUCAUCUCUCAUUUUGUCUUUGUCCUUGACUGAGCUGACAAAAAAACUACAGGAUGGCCAGCUGGUACCUGAAGAUGUGUUUUACUCCUACAUGGAAAAGACUAUCAAUGAAAACAAAAGGUUGAACUGUUGCACCACCAUCCUGCUGGAAAGUUUUGACCAUGUAAAAACUCUGGACUCCAACAAACGAGGGCUCCUGUACGGCGUUCCGGUCAGCAUCAAGGAUAACAUUGCCUACAAGUACUACGAUUCCUCCUGCGGUCUGGUUUCUAACCUCGACAAUCCGGCCGAGAAGGACUCGGUUAUUGUGGAAGUCUUGAGGAGACAAGGCGCCAUUCCCUUUGUGAAAACAAACGUCCCCCAGGGCACGUUGAGCUUUGACUGCAGUAACGUCAUCUUCGGGCAGACUGUGAACCCCCACAACCUCAACAAGACCAGCGGCGGUUCUUCCGGCGGUGAGGGGUCUCUCAUUGGGGGCGGCGGCUCCAUCCUCGGCAUAGGCAACGAUAUCGGCGGCAGCAUUCGUAUCCCCGCUGCCUUCUGCGGGAUCUGUGGCUUCAAGCCAACAGUGGGCCGAGUCAGCAAACAGGGCGUUAGCACUGUCAGUCCGGGACAAAAGUCAGUGUUGACAAGUUCUGGGCCAAUGGCAAAGGAUGUGGACGGCUUGGCUCUGUGUAUGCAGGCGCUGCUCUGCGACCACAUGUUUGACCUGGACCCAACUAUCCCGCCCCUGCCUUUUAAUAUGCAGGUGUAUAAGAGCGCCAAGCCUCUGAGGAUCGGCUACGUGGAAAACGACGGCAUCACGCAACUGACACCGAGCAUGACCCGAAGCCUCAGAGAAGUCAGGGAUUUGUUGGAGCAGGCGGGCCAUACGGUGGUGCCAUACAAUCAUCUGAGGAUUAAGGAUGCAUUUUUGCUCAUAUCCAAUGGCAUCUUUGGAGAUGGAGGCGCCUCUCUGGUACAAAAACUGAAGGGGGGACCUUUUGAUCCUUGUCUCAAACUUCAAGUGCUUCCUCUCUAUCUUCCUCGGUGGCUGAGGAAGAUCCUCUCGUUCCUGAUCAGACCUCUGUCUCCUCGCGGUUCUCUCCUCCUGCAAUGCUCCACUGGAGUCAGGUCUGUUGUGAAGCUGUGGGAGCAACAUGUGGCUGUGCAGAACUACAUAGAUGAGACCCUGGCCGAAUGGAGACGAUGCAACAUCGACGUGCUGCUCUGCCCCAUGUUAGGACCUGCUUACAACUUCUUGUACUGCGGCAGGCUUACGCUUAAUGCGUCUUUCACGGCUCUCUACAAUCUGCUCAAUUUUCCUGCUGGCGUCGUUCCUGUUUCCACGGUGACAGCAGAGGAUGAGGAGGAAUUGCGCCAUUAUGAAGGCUUCCAUCGGGACCACUGGGACAAGCUUUUCAAACAGGCAUUGUCAGGUAGCCAAGGUAUGCCCAUGGCCGUGCAGUGUGUGGCCCCUCCGUGGCAGGACGAGCUGUGUCUGCGCUUCAUGAAGGAGGUGGAAGACCUUGUUAAACAGAGUAGGAUCAAGUGAGGCCUCAGGUAUAAGUCUGUUAAGUGAACCUUUGGACACAAGAUAAGCCGGUCUGCGACGUUAUCGUGAAACACAACCAUUUCCGCUUUGCACUUGAGAUAAUGUUAUCAAAACACAACCAGUGCCCUUCUGCACUCAAGAUAAUUUCAUCGCAAAAUUUUAAUUCAAAUCAGAAUGUAUGUACAUGACCAGUCAAAGGAGAAACUGUCCGAACCUUUGACUUAUUUACUAAAUAUGUGCACACAGUACUGCAAAGAUACAAACUUAAAAAUAAUGUUAAAAAAGAAAUGCACUCCAAUGUUUGGUUUUUCAAGCUAAUCCAUUGACAAACUUAAAAGUUUUCACAUUUCAUUGAAGUUUUGAGAGCAUUAGACUUUUGUAUCAUAUUUGAAGUGGUUUUCCAUUAGUCAUUAGACAAACUUGCAUACCAGCUGCUCACUGGAAUAUCCCAAAUUGGAAUUUCUAAAGUUUAUGGGGGGGUCCUGUCACGUUAUAUCGAUAUUUGAUGGCACCUACUCACAAACUUUUUUUUGUCAAUGAGUGAUACAAUAAAUGCGCCUUCUUUUCACCCUA